AUGAAGAUGGUCCGGGAGUUUGAGAGCGCCGUGGGUAUCAUGGUCGAGCAAAUCCGCAACUACUGCCAGAACAACAACAUGCACUACCUUGCCCAGAAGAAGCAUUAUAAUAAUCUCCUCCAAGCUGAGCGCGACGCCCAUCUGGAAAGCAGACUCGACCGGGACUACUGGCAUGCCCAAACCAUGAAAUGUGCCGAAAUGAUCCGCACCGCCUACCGUCUCAAAUGCGAAGAAGAUGAUGUCCCUACCCGUGUCAUCACUGGUCUGCAGAAUGAAGUUCGUGCCUAUCGCUUUGCGCUUGGUAUGGAACCCGAGAAACCUGAAGAGGAGUAUGGCUGGGAAUACCUCAAGAAUAUUCCCGGUCUGGAGUAA
This is a messenger RNA of Penicillium mononematosum, 372 nucleotides long. RefSeq lists its product as uncharacterized. The record is from RefSeq and is a predicted model, not a curated record. The coding region runs from base 1 to 372 and encodes 123 amino acids. NCBI's taxonomy places the organism in Eukaryota, Fungi, Ascomycota, Eurotiomycetes, Eurotiales, Aspergillaceae. The transcript has a single exon.